AUGCCUCCGAUCUCCCCUCCGCGAGGAGCUGUAUCCUACGACAAUCCGCAGCUUACAGACCAAGAUGUUGGCGCCCUCUACCAGAUCGUUACCCGUGCGGGGGACCACCCGGACGCCGAAAGACUGCCAUUCAGAGCUCUGUUUGAGUCAUACGAUCAGUUUCUGGAAGAACAUGGCGCGGCCGUGGAUCAGGGUCAGGUCUGCCUGCGGUUCCUCUUCAAGAUGGGAAGGAAAGGGUUCGAGGGCAGGACGUUGUUUGAGAAGUUUGAGAGUGCCCUUGGGCAAAUGGGGAUAGUCCUUGACUUUGAUGGAGUUGGUGAAGCGGGCGGUAACGAAACGAUGACGACUAGCCGAGAACAGUGGGAUCGAUGGCACGAGGAGGAUGCUACCCAGGAGAAUAUAUCAACGCACAGGACUCCACGGCGACGAGCGUCUUUCAACUCGAUGUACGACGUCGGCGAGGACAUGACCCAGCGCAGCUUCGUAAACCGUCCCAGCUCACGGUCGUCGAUGUCGCGUUUGCAGAUGGGAAAACCUCAAUUCUCAGACACGAGAGGUUCGCCCCAACAAACGCUCCGUUCCAGACCGCAAUCGCCUGACAGGACCCAAUUACUUGCACAGUUCUUGGAAGCUGGCCGACGGCUUAUGAACAGAAUGGGUUCAUCGUCUAGUGAGAAGAAGCGUCGAUCCCAGGAACAAAAGCUCCCCAAUGGACAUCCCGCGAAGGCAGAUUUCAAAAGGAUCCAUUCAGACCGAGCCGCCGCCGCUGCCUCAUGGCACGAGUCGCGUUCGCGUAGCAUCUCCGAUGACUCGGGCGAAGACGACACUGAUUCAUCACAGGCCGUUUCCUCUGCAGAAAGCCAUGCUUCAGCAUCUUUUGAGAAACAACCGCCACCGCCCGAAAUGCUCUAUAGACCGUCACCAUCGGAUCUUCUGCGAGACGCCUCAACCUUCAAUAUGUAUCGCCAACGGGCGAUCAACCGGAAGAUCCUCACACAAUGGAUGAAGAAAGCUGUGCAGGCACAGCAGACGCACCGGAACAUGGAGGUUGUUGCGAUUAAUCGGGACCGAGCACACCUUCUUCGCGACGCUUAUGAAGUAUGGCUUGAAAUGAUCCAAAAACGCCGUGAAGCUGCCAGGACUGAGCGGUUCUUUCACCACCUGGAGAUACGUGCAGCUCGCGCGAGAGACCUGUAUCUGAUGACGAAAGCAUUCACGCACUGGGCACAACUGACGUCUGACGAGGUCGCCAGGACGGAUGCUGCAAGACGUCGCGUACUCGGUGUGAAAUAUUUCAAUGCAUGGCGAGAGAUCACCGCUGUCAACGAACUCAAAGCCCAGCGAUUCGCCCUCCGCAGGCCAUUCAACGCCUGGAGGAAGAAAACUCAUCAGAUCAAAGCCCAGGAGGCCAAUGCCAUAACCCUACGUGAAACGAAGCUUGUCAAUGAAAAAUACUGGCAAUGGUUCUGGCAUCUUUGUGACCGGCGUGCCCCUCGGUGGUACGACUAUUGCCUCAAAAAGCGUUCUCUUAUAUCAUGGCUGCGCAAGUUCCGGACCAAUAGAGAGCGGUUCCAGGAGAUGGAAAUCAGAGACAAACAGUAUCUGCUGGAGUCGGGAAUACAGGCCUGGUCGCAGAGGUACCAGGCUGUCACUUCCGCGAACGAACACGCAACAUCGAUGCGUCGUCAAAAGCUCCUUAGACAGUCUUUAGGUGGUUGGACCACUGAAUCUCGUCUUGCCCCCGCUGAAUCUCGAGUUGCUGAUAUGGUUGACGGACGACUUGCGCAUUCGGCCUUGCGACAGUGGUCACUGCGGGCCCAGAUGCUGGAGCAAGCACAAGAAAUAGACCGGGCACGGCUUCUCCGAGACGCGUGGACCACAUGGAAUGAUCUGCUCCGAUGCCAGGCCCUCGGCGCUCGCAUCCAGGAGCGAAUGAAGAUGGAGGCCAUGUACAAAUGGGUUCUCGCUGAGAGGUGUCGGUUAAUGCAGCGCAUUCGGGACCAGAGGAUCACCCGCGAGGUUUUCUCUCGCUUCGUCUCGAACAUCCGCGGAACAUACUCUCGCCUGUUGCACAAUGUAGAUCUCCAUGAAGACCGCCAAACGGAGGAGUUACUGCGUUCCAAGUUCGCCAUCUGGCGGGGGCAGGUUGCGCGACAACGGCAGCGGGAAUACGCCGCGUUGGAGUUCUAUUCGUCACGCCUGCAGCCCGAAUCGUUUGUCAUUUGGAAAGCGAAGCACCAGCAGCUCACAGAAAUGGAAGAAUGGGCUCGUCGCGCGCACUUUUACUUCCUGAUGAUGCGGGUGACCAAGCGGUGGCACCAGGCGACGCAGGAAUCAUCCAAGCGCCGCCGUCAAGAUGCGUACGCCAAAGUGCGGCGCAGGAUCAAGGUCACCAUGGCGUCCAACGCUCUUAUCUCAUGGCAGUCCAAGACCCUUCAUGUUUUGGAUCUGGAGCAGCAAGCGAUUGAGGUGUGUCGGCACACGACUUUAAACACCUCCUCGCGCAUACUGCAUCGAUGGCACCAGAAGACGGCCCAGCGGGUCCACGACGCCCGCGCAGCCGACGGGCAUUAUGCCCGCCAGGUGGCCUAUGAGCAGCUAACACGACUGGCUGAAGUCUUGGUCGAACACCGCGCCCGGACAGACCAGGCAGAUGCCCUGUACCGGAUGCAUGUGCUGAGCGUCUCUGGAGCCCAGCUCCGCAAGCUCAGCCUGCGCGUGUUCCAGGUGAACAGCACGGCGGAGACGGCGGACUCGAUGCGAGAUCGCACCAUGCGCAAGCACGCCCGGAGCAUGUUCCGCCUCUGGAGUGAGAAGGCACGGCUACAGAUCGAGGCGCGAGACUCGCCGGGCCUGACUCCGACACCCGCGCGUGAGUACGGGAUGGAAAGCACUUCGCAGACGGCGUCCGCUUCUGCCGAACCGUCGUCGAUCUUUGACCCGUGGUACCAGGUCGAAACGCCCUUCAAGUUCAGCGACCUGGCGAAUACGUCACCGGCGAAACCCCCGGCCGGCCUGUUCGCGACGCCCAACUACAUGACCUCACCGUCGAAACGGGCAGCGCGGGCCCGCGCCCUCGCGCGCAUCUCGACCACCCCGGCCACACCGCUGUACACACCGUUUGCCAGCCGGCUGUUGCAAGCCAACUCCACGGCCGUCUCGUCGCCGCAGAUCCCACCCACCACGGCGUCGCACCGGCGAGGGCGAAGCGGUCGGGGCAGCGCGCUGGGGGCCAGCGUACGCUUUGUCGACGUGGAGCCGCAAUCGCCUACGGACGGCCGCAAGUCUUCUAGCCGGCGGACAUAG
This is a messenger RNA of Penicilliopsis zonata CBS 506.65, 3306 nucleotides long. RefSeq lists its product as hypothetical. Lineage: Eukaryota; Fungi; Ascomycota; Eurotiomycetes; Eurotiales; Aspergillaceae. The record is from RefSeq and is a predicted model, not a curated record. The transcript is spliced from 2 exons. The coding region runs from base 1 to 3306 and encodes 1101 amino acids.